AUGCGGUGGAAACCUACAACAUUCUCUUCCGCAUCAGAGCACCAAAGAGCACCCUUAUAUCUAGCACCCCACUACUCCGUACGCUCGCUGCGAUUAGCUGCUAAUUAUGCCAAAAAGGUUAGUAGUAUAGUAAUCUUUAACUUGAACAUCGCGUCAACCAUCUUCUGCAAAGACGAAUGCCAGAACAUGGAAGAACUCUCAGCAGUCCACGAGAAUUUGGAUAGCAUCGCUUGUAGUGAUGUUCGUAUCACAUCACGAUCCCGCUCUCGUUCUCCAUCACGUUCAAAUUCCACCAAGCACCGCAAAACCCAGAAAAUCCACAACCGCUUAGACCGCGAAGCACAUCCAUUAAUCGGCAGAUUUAUUUCUUCCCUCAAUGCCAAGGAGGCUAUCAAUCCUCAGGGCAGGUAUUGCACCUUUAUCCUUCAGCCUGGAGCAUACGAAGAGACUAUGAAAUCCUUGCGUCAAUCGGAUUCUGAAGUUUGGGGAUACAUAGAGGAUAAGCUAAGGCACGAUCUUAUUGAUGACAAGAUUCUUGUCAUUGUAAUGCCUACCACCAAAAUCCACGAAUGCACGAAGAACAAGACCAGCGAUUCAAUCAAAAGCCAGCUAACCGUUAUUGCCGGAAAAACUUUAAACGAAGGCACAAAACAACUCAUCCGGGAUAUCCAACCUGCUUCCGCCGCCACAAUCGAACUCUAUGGCACUAAAUCCUUCCUCCAACCUGAUGCACAAUUUUACAUCCGCGGCCUGUACUUUCCAGGAGUUGUGAUCGAGAUUGCACAUACACAGGACUGCAAAAAGCUACGACGUAAAGCUCGAAAAUUUGUCACCGGAUCAAUGGGUGAAGUUCAUCUUGUCAUCGGUCUCGAAAUAGGAGGAAAGUUGUUCAAGAUCUCAGCAUGGUGUCCAGAAAUUUAUCAAAUCGAGAAUCAGGAUGCUAUAAGAAUGAAGACUCUGAUCGAUGGGGAUAUCAUACGAGACAGUGAUGGCACGCUAAAGCCUGGGUUUUUCAGAUUCUAUCUCGAGGACUUUGGCACUGACCUUGCAACCAAGUAUCCCAAUGCCGAUAUGACCGAGGAGAUCGUCUUGAGCUACAAUGUUCUGGCCGAGUACCUUAUUGAUGCCGAGGAGUGUGAUAUACCCCCACCUCCUGACAUGGGCAAGGGCAAGUACAUCGUGAUGGAAGAUUCGUGUUCAUCAGCAGGAGAAGAGCUCAAUUCAGAAGAUGAGCGGAGGUUUUUUGAGUUUGAACGCAGAUCAGCUGCUCGUCAGGAGGCCUUAGGCUACACAUACUAA
Messenger RNA from Endocarpon pusillum Z07020, 1299 nucleotides. RefSeq lists its product as uncharacterized. The record is from RefSeq and is a predicted model, not a curated record. Lineage: Eukaryota; Fungi; Ascomycota; Eurotiomycetes; Verrucariales; Verrucariaceae. The transcript has 3 exons. The coding region runs from base 1 to 1299 and encodes 432 amino acids.